Drosophila eugracilis is the source of this 940-nucleotide messenger RNA. RefSeq names its product melanization protease 1-like. Gene Ontology annotation, molecular function: serine-type endopeptidase activity. The transcript is spliced from 4 exons. Gene Ontology annotation, biological process: proteolysis. NCBI's taxonomy places the organism in Eukaryota, Metazoa, Arthropoda, Insecta, Diptera, Drosophilidae. The record is from RefSeq and is a predicted model, not a curated record. Bases 39 to 866 code for a protein of 275 amino acids.
AGCCUUCAGUAAGUUUCGUUUACUAAAGCAGAGAAGACAUGAAGACUCCGGUUCUUAUAAUUGCAAUUAUCGCUAAUAUUCUGCUUUGGCAGGAGGCUUUAGCUCAAUUCUUGGAACCGAAUUGCGGCCUCAAUGAGGUAACGACUAACGGCUCUACUGCAGGACCUGCAGUGAUUCCUUGGUUGGCAUUCAUUUACAAAACGAUCAAUCAAAAUGAAACUGAGCUUGUAUGCGGAGGAUCUCUUAUACACAAAGAAUUUGUUUUGACUGCUACCCAUUGCAUCCAUGACGAUGAUAUUCUUACCGUACGCUUAGGAGCGAAUAAUUCGCUAGUGGGGUCCCCUACAUCCAAAGAUUAUGCAGUUAAGAAAGCGUUUAAAAAUGAAUAUUUCUCACGAUGGAUAUAUUUUGAUGAUAUAGCAAUCCUAAGGUUGGGAGAAGAGGUGCAGUUCAAUGAUUUUAUCAGGCCCAUCUGCAUUUUUACGGAUUCCACAAAAGUUCCGGACAUAAAAACCUUUCAGACAGCAAUUUGGGAAAAGACACAAAACGAUAAAAUAUCAGGAGAAUUAAAAAUAUUGCACGUGAAUGAAUAUCAUCGAUCACAGUGCGAAGAAACCUUUUGGAAGAACAUGACAGAGAACCAGAUAUGUGCAGGACCUCGAACGGGGGUCACCUGCGUGCGCGUCUCAGGAGCUCCGUUAAUCCAAGUGAUUAAUAUUAAUGGCACGCUGCGAUAUGCGCAAUUCGGAAUAGCUAGUUUUGGAGCUUCCGAUUGCCGUGGCUUGGAGGUCUACACCCGAGUAAGCAGCUAUAUCGAAUGGAUCCUUGAUGUCCUGGGAAGUGAUACGCUGGAAAAGCAAUCUUAGCUUUCGAAGGUAACCAAACUUUAAGCAAGGGUUGGUAAAAUAUAAAUAAACAAAUAAAGAAGUAAAAUCACUAA